AUGCGAGUGAACUACUAUCCGCCUUGUCCCCAGCCGGACGAAGUUCUCGGCCUGAGCUCUCACUCGGACGCAACCAUCAUCACUGUCGUGAUCGAAGACGCGGACGUCCUAGCCUGCAUAUCUGCAAGGAUGGUAAAGCUUUUGAGAACUUUUUCGUCAAACAGAGCUUUAGCAAUGGAAUCUACAAGAGUGUUGAUCACAGAAGUUAUCGUUAACACAAAGAAGGACCGGCUCUAUGUGGUGCUGUUUCAUGGACCCGAGUUUCCUGCCAUCAUGUCCCCCACAAAACAGCUCCUCGGCGAAGAUCGCCCACCUCUUUAUCGAGACAUCUCUUUCGCUGAUUACAUGAAGUUUUCUCACCUACAAGGCUGA
Molecule: messenger RNA, 372 nt
Organism: Selaginella moellendorffii
Lineage: Eukaryota; Viridiplantae; Streptophyta; Lycopodiopsida; Selaginellales; Selaginellaceae
Product: probable 2-oxoglutarate-dependent dioxygenase At3g111800
Exons: 2
Coding region: 1-372 (123 amino acids)
Source: RefSeq, a predicted model, not a curated record